GCAGGAAUUCACGCGUCGACGACGGCGACGAGAGGCUGCCCUUAUCACUUCCCAGGGCCGAUCCAGGGCAAGCCUGUGGACCGCAGCCGGCGCAAUCAUGAACCGAGGAGGAAUGAUAAGGUUAUCUAAGCGUCGUUUCGCGACUACCUGCGACGCGUUCCUGGAGGAUUACGCCAAGCAUCAUGUAUCCCUAUCCCCCCUGCAGCGUGCGCUCCUCACGGUGGGCUCGGCGGCUAUAUCAUUGGCGAAUCCAUUUCGGGGUGACAUGAUAGCGUGCCUCGGAGAAACCACCGGUACGAACGCCCUCGCGCACUGUCACCGACAGAUGAAGAGUACGAGCGAGGGUAGGCGUAUACUCGCGGAAAAGCCUCGUGUAAAUACGUCCACCGUCAACCUCUCUUACCUUAAAGACCUGCCACCAGGAACCGUGGGCAGAACGUAUCGCGAUUUCCUGGGCGACAAUAAUGUCUCGCCUGAUGAUAGAGUCGCGGUGCAAUUCGUCGACGAUAUUGAGCUGGCCUACGUGAUGCAACGGUAUCGUGAGGUGCACGAUAUCUUUCACGCUAUGCUCCUAAUGCCGACAACGAUGCUGGGAGAGGUGUCGGUUAAGUGGGUAGAGGCUUUGCAAACGCGUUUGCCGAUGUGCUUAACUGGCGCGAUAUUUGGAGCCAGUCGGUUACGUUCUAGACAGAGGCAAUUAUACUUGGAUCAUUAUCUCCCAUGGUCUAUAAAUAUCGGAUUGAACGCAAAGUUCUUGUUAGGAGUAUAUUUCGAGGAGCGCUGGGAGCAAUCCCUCGAGGAUUUUCAUAAAGAAAUGAAUAUCGUACGCCUCGUAUGAACUGUAACAUAUAAUAACUAUUGAUAAAGUUGUAAGUAAUUAUUAAAAUAAUUAUUUGUUGGUUAUUAAAUAAAAAAGAAAAUUCU
Molecule: messenger RNA, 924 nt
Organism: Monomorium pharaonis (pharaoh ant)
Lineage: Eukaryota; Metazoa; Arthropoda; Insecta; Hymenoptera; Formicidae
Product: ubiquinone biosynthesis protein COQ4 homolog, mitochondrial
Exons: 4
Coding region: 98-838 (246 amino acids)
Biological process (GO): ubiquinone biosynthetic process
Cellular component (GO): mitochondrion; mitochondrial inner membrane
Source: RefSeq, a predicted model, not a curated record